AUGAAAGAAGACGAUUCUUCAAUAUCGUAAAAAAAGAUAGAUGAAUUAAUUAANAAAAAUGAAGAUGAUGAUUCAUUUUUAAAAUUUAUGUAAUAAUUUUAAAUAUCUAUUUAGUUAAAUGAGUUUAGUCAAUAAAAAUAAGAUAUAUUAUGAAGAAUAAGAAAAUCAACCUCCAUAAAGAAGUCCUGUUAAAUAUUUUUCAAAUAUUCCAAAAACAAGAGAAUAACAUUCAAAAUCAUCAAUGAGUAAAUCAAUUUUUUCAGAAUCUAUUAAUUAAAAUAGUAAAUUUUAAUAUAUUAUUGAUAGGAGUAAUUAAGACAAAAUGUAAUACUAAUACAAAAUCAAAUGCUCAUUAAAGAUUAUAUUAGGAUGCUUGUAUGAGAUAAGAAAGAAAGACUAUGGCUACUAAUAGAAAACCUAGAUAUUGA
Messenger RNA from Paramecium primaurelia, 428 nucleotides. The record is from the annotation of a GenBank genome assembly. NCBI's taxonomy places the organism in Eukaryota, Ciliophora, Oligohymenophorea, Peniculida, Parameciidae.